UUUUCUGUUGCUGGAGAAAGGGCGGGCACUCUGAAAAUCGAGAGAAAGCAUCGGAAUCCCGAGUACUUCUGUCAUUUGGUUUCUCACGCGAGAAGAAACACUGCUCGUUGUCAACUGGAUGGCUCUGGAAACAGCACCGACGUUUCUCGCAGGCGGUCUCAUCCGUCGCCGAGUUCAGGCGUCGGUAGUCGUCAUCACCAUCAGCUCCGAGAAGGGAGCUAUUUGUCAGACAAACGCGAGCGGGAGCUUCGGUGUCUGCACCUUGGCUGCGGCAAAGGCCGGUCUUUGGCACCAACGCCUCAUCCUAUGCUCGGGUGAGAGACCGCCACAUGGUAGUCUGUUGUGCCUGACCGUCGUCUGUUGUGUUGCAGGUGAAGGUGAACACGUUAUCACGUCUGGGUUCUUUCGUGUGAUGUGACCAUCCACCCCCUCCCCCUUUCCCCCACCCCCUGUCCACCCUGAGUGCCUCGUACGUACGGUUCGUCUGUGUGAUAUGGGGUCAGUUUGGGUGAGUUUUCACGAUUUUUCUUCGAUGUUGUGCCUUGGUCUGCUCCCGCUCCCUGUCUGUCACCGCAUAUCCCGAGACUAAUAGCCGUUGCGGUUUGCUGCAUGACGAUCCUCUCUACAGUGCCUCGUACGCCAACAGGCGACCGUUCGCACAGACUUCCUUUCGUGCAGCCUUUGACUUGAUCGACGUAUGAGCGGCUGUAAAGCACGUCCACAGAUAGAUACACGUGAAUCGGACUUUUUCUCAAGUGUCAGACUUGCGUGUCAUAUUAUUUUCAACCAUCAGACUUUUCAUGUUUGCACAAUGGACACGAGGAGACGAGCCGGCUGAGCAUUUAUGGCUACAAAUGGACAACUGCACUGGUGAGAACAAGAACCAGUACAUAUUCGCCUACGCCAGUCUACCUGUCCAUCUUGGCGCCUUCAAAGAGGUGACUAGGCGUGCAGCACGCUUCCACAUCGGUCGUCACGAACCAUGGCCGCACUCUGUGCCUGCUGUGUGCAAUGACAGGUCACGGUGAACUUCUUACCUGUGGGCCACACGCACGAGGACAUUGACCAGCUGCACUCUGUCACCUCCAAGACACUGAGAGGUACGCUGUCUGGCCUUUCUGGCGGACGCCAACACAGGUUGGUGUGUUGUGCUGUUGUGUUCUAUAUGUAGUUUCUCGAUUUGCUACGGCAACUCAGCUGAGGGAGCUCAUAUUGGGUGCUCAUCGCAAUCCCAAGUACCCGAACGGUAUGCAGGUGCGGUUCAUGACGCAGACAUGGGAUUGGAAGGCAUUGCUGGAGCCGCACACUGAUCCCCCGGUCAAUUUCUGCACGGCACAGUCGUAUCGAUUUGCACGGGUACGCCAAAUCUGUAUGUGCGCACACCGGACACACCCUGAGGCUCCAUCGUGCACUGCAUGUGCUUGCUGCAGUUGCCCCCGUCAUACGAGCACGUGGGCAUGUACUUCAAGUCUCUCAUAGCCGACAGAGAUUGGAAAGGUAUCUCACAAUAGACACGAUAUGCGCUGCCCACUGCCUUCCUCUGGCUCUGUGUUUGCUGCAGGUCCCCUUCCAUUCAUGAAGUCAUAUCCACCAGCCGGCAGCGGUGCGUCAGUCGCAGCAACAGAGGACCUCCUCAAUCCAGGUGCCAACAGCAGGCGCGAUCCUGAUCGUAUGAACAAGACUGUAAGCGAAUCGGAUGGCUACAGGGAAGAAAAGUGUACAGACUUGAUGUCUUGGUAAAUGAUCAUUACUGCAGAUGUCCGCCACGUUGGCCGCGCUUGACAAGCUUCCCGAUCAGCUUCGUUACAGAGACCAGACGCCUAUGUUCACACGCGAGGAUGUCAGCUUCUGCAAGGACUUGAUCACGGGCAACUACGAGAAGGAGAACACCCCUUUCCGUCUGCCGGCCAAGAUGCAUGACUCAUCAUUUGCCGCUGACAGCCUGUUCACAUCCACGGCAAGCGGACACAAUGCACAUAGUCAAAGGCCAAUGGCAACAAAUCAUGUUCCCGCUUUCUGUCGUUGUCAGUCAUCUUUGUACAAGAUCGACAGUGGUGCCAGGACCAUCGAUUCUGGCAUGUUGGCGUCAGUUUUCGACCGACUCGGACUCAAGUGCCAGUCAGUUUCUGUCGGAGAUCCGACUGGCGUAUCCACUGCUGAUCAGCGCACACUGGCUAUGUGGGAGAGCCGAGCAGAGGAUCCGCAGAAAGGGGACAUGGUUCUGAUCGACCCAGGUAAGGAAGGAAAGACAGCCACACAAACAGGCAGACAGACAGACAGACAGACAGAAAGCACAGCUGUGUCCUGCGGAUGUCUUCUCGUUUCACAGACCGCGAGGACAUGGCGGAUGGAGACGCAAGUCCGGCAUGGGUCGGGCAAUUCAUUGAGGACGCCGAGUCAGCGGGUGAUGGACUCCCUCUCGCGAGCAUUUGGUGGUAUGAGGGGAGAGGACCUCUCAAUGGCUGGUCGCCAAAGGGACACUUUGAGCCGGCGAUGCGCGUCGCGCCGUCAAAGUGAGUGAGCCACUGCAACGAAUCGGAUGUCUGGCAUCCGAUGUGGUUUGUGUGUGCGUUUGUAUGUCAUGCAGGUCAAAGCGUAGGAAACAGGUGACCGCUGAGCCGUGGCGUCAGUCAAUCCCCAAAGGCAGCAUACUGCUUGCUGGGUAUCAGCUCACCAAGAACAAUCGGCUACCUAGUGUUGUCAGAGAGUUUGUUUUUCGGCUGAGAGAGAUGGAGGCGUUGAAUGAGGAGAACCUGCCAGACGGCAAGGACGAUUGUGUAGAUUGUGUAGAGGAAGAGGAUGCUGUAUAGCUCCGUGUGUGUGGGUGGGUUGGUGGUGGGUGGGUGGGUAUGUAUGUGUGUGGGUUGUGAGUAAGGGAGACGGAGGGUUGAUGAGAUGGAUGGAUUGAUAGACACACACAUGGUGCAUUCAAUCGAUUGGCGUGUCCAUUAUGCAAACAAGCAAGUCUGAUACUUGAGAAUUAGUCC
Molecule: messenger RNA, 2987 nt
Organism: Vitrella brassicaformis
Lineage: Eukaryota; Vitrellaceae
Source: the annotation of a GenBank genome assembly